UCCGGCAUUAUUGGCUUGUUCCUCUUCAAAGCAGGUUCAUAGACUCGGGUUAUAUCGCGAUCCCGGCGCCCGAAAUGCGAUCGUUUUACCCGUAUUUCGCCUUGUUGGCGAUCUCCGCGGUGUGCGGGGAGAUUUACUUUGAGGAAAAGUUCCUUGAUGAUUCAUGGGAAACAGAAUGGGUCUAUUCUGAGCACCCUGGAAAAGAAUUUGGAAAGUUUGUACUAAGUCAUGGAAAGUUUUGGAAUGAUCCUGAAAAUGAUAAAGGUAUUCAAACCUCUCAGGAUGCAAAAUUUUACGGACUUAGCAAAAAGUUCACCCCCUUUAGCAACAAGGACAAACCAUUAGUUAUCCAGUUCUCUGUAAAGCAUGAACAGGGCAUUGAUUGCGGUGGUGGAUAUGCCAAGGUUUUUGACUGCUCACUUGACCAGAAGGACAUGCACGGAGAAAGUCCGUAUCUUCUCAUGUUUGGACCGGAUAUUUGCGGACCUGGAACCAAGAAGGUUCAUGUCAUCUUUAACUACAAGGGAAAAAAUCUUUUGAUCAACAAAGACAUUCGCUGCAAAGAUGAUGUCUACACUCACCUCUACACAUUGAUUGUCAGGCCUGACAACACCUAUGAGGUUUUGAUUGACAACGAAAAGGUAGAGUCCGGAGACUUGGAAGCUGAUUGGGAGUUUCUACCAGUCAAAAAAAUCAAGGACCCCAACACUAGCAAGCCUGAUGAUUGGGAUGACAAGGCAACCAUUCCCGAUCCCGAUGACACGAAACCUGAAGACUGGGACAAACCAGAACAUAUUCCUGAUCCAGAAGCCACCAAACCAGAUGACUGGGACGAUGAGAUGGAUGGAGAAUGGGAAGCACCGAUGAUCGAUAACCCUGAUUAUAAGGGCGAAUGGAAACCUAAACAAAUAGACAACCCCAACUACAAGGGACCAUGGAUUCAUCCUGAAAUUGACAAUCCUGAAUACCAACCAGAUCCUGAACUUUAUAAACGUGAUGAGAUUUGUGGCAUUGGUUUUGAUCUCUGGCAGGUUAAGUCUGGCACCAUCUUUGACAAUGUUCUCAUCACCGACGAUCCCGAAGUUGCAGCCAAAGUCGGAGAGGAAGUUUGGAAGCCAACUAUUGAGGGAGAGAAAAAAAUGAAGGAAGCUCAACAUGACGAAGAACAGAAACAGAGAGAGAAAGAAGUCAAGGAAAGUGAAGAGAAAGACGAUGAGGAUGACGAUGACGACGAAGAAGACAACACUAUUCCUGAUCCUGAAGACUCUGAACACGACGAAUUGUAAAUAGUGUGUCUCCGAUGGCACAAACACAGACUGUAUUCCAGGAGCUGCCUAGUUGUGUGACGCUAUUAACCAUUGCAAGAGUGAGACAACUGGUAUAAAAUUUUACGGAGAGUAGUACAGUAUGCUUCGGACGCACCCGAUAACGUGUGUGUGGACAGGAUCGAAAAAAUAAUUUGAAACAUUACUUUGUGCAAGUUGACAACACUCGAUUACUUGCCAAGGCAUAUUAAUACUUGUAAAAUUUAGUUGAAAAACAAUCAGAAAUCUCCUGCAGUUUCCUGGGUAUUUGUAAAAAGAUCGCGUGCGUACCGCUAUUUAUCGUAAUCAAACUUCAGUUAUUGAAGAAUCUCCGGAACGUAGAAAACUUCUACAGGAACAAAUGUCAUGCCCGUGUCCACACCACCAUCAGCUCCAAAAGACUAUGUUGUUCCGUUUUUGUUUGUCAAGUGUUUUUAUACAUAAUUAAAAUAAAAGGAAAAGUAAUUGAGAUGUACUUCAACGACACAAUCUUAGUAUUAUCUCGUUCUCCGUACGUUGACGGCGCACGCGUCGUAGACACGCAUUGCGAACUUGAGUGAAUUUAAAAGUGAUGGGUGUGUGCAAACGUGACUGAAUGAUAAAAAUAGCUGAUUAAUGUAUCAAACCACCAAUACCGAUGUAAUAAAUGAAAUAAGACUUUUCUAGA
Messenger RNA from Athalia rosae (coleseed sawfly), 1971 nucleotides. It is a transcript of the gene Calr, whose product is annotated as calreticulin. Lineage: Eukaryota; Metazoa; Arthropoda; Insecta; Hymenoptera; Athaliidae. Gene Ontology annotation, biological process: protein folding. Bases 75 to 1286 code for a protein of 403 amino acids. The record is from RefSeq and is a predicted model, not a curated record. The transcript is spliced from 8 exons. Gene Ontology annotation, cellular component: endoplasmic reticulum membrane; endoplasmic reticulum. Gene Ontology annotation, molecular function: calcium ion binding.